Trachymyrmex septentrionalis is the source of this 1808-nucleotide messenger RNA. RefSeq lists its product as uncharacterized. NCBI's taxonomy places the organism in Eukaryota, Metazoa, Arthropoda, Insecta, Hymenoptera, Formicidae. The record is from RefSeq and is a predicted model, not a curated record. The coding region runs from base 63 to 1733 and encodes 556 amino acids. The transcript is spliced from 8 exons.
CGCGAAUCUAGACACAUCGUGAAGAUACUUUCGUCAGGAAACGUUUGUAUUAUUUCGAGAAUAUGUUUACAAAACAUAUAAAGAUCGCGCAAUUGCUUUUGUAUUGUGUCAUCGUACAAAGUUACAUAGCAGUUGAAAAUAGAUUAAAAGAAGACACUACUUUCCUUCAAGACCGGUGUAGUGAUAAAAUUUAUGAUAAUAAAAAUGGAGGCAAUGGUUCAUUCGAGUACCAUCUGCUUUCUUACAUAUGGUUAUCAUAUAAGUGGAGCAGUACUAAAUCUUAUAACUCAAACAUCAGAGGCAGAACUUUCAGUGAGCAUUCACUGGAAGAUCAACCUUCAGUGCCCGUAGAAAAAAGUGACAAUAAAGUAAAAGAUCGAAAGAUAACCGCCAACGAACUCAUAAAGCGCACUAAGUUGAUCGUAACCGACAUGAAGAAAUUUAAAAAAAAUGCAAAGAAUGCUAAUUUCUCUCAAAACUUUAAAGAAGCCAACUUCGACGCAGAUCUUUUGCUUACCUUCGUAAUGAUGAUUUAUCAAUGGACCUCCGAUGUAGCAAUCCUAAGUACUAUCGGCAAUGCAUAUUACGAGGAAAUCUUCAAGCUUCCAGAAAGAUGUACACUACAGACUAACUACACACUGCAAGAUCGUAUAGUAAGAUCCUCCGAUAUCAUAAGCACCAUUAAAGUGAUCCAAAAUCAAUUACAUAAAAUGAAAUCAAAGGAAUUGGAGAAAAAGAGCUACAACACAAUAGAACGUAAUUUGAGAACGGCCGAACUGCUCAUAAAACUUAUUAAAUCGAUCGUAUUUGAAUUAAACUAUUUAAACGUACUUGAGAAACUAAAUUCUAAGGAAACUGUAUUAUCGUUACAUCUCAAUAAAGACAUAAUCAAACUUCAAUUGUUCGCAUAUAAAUGGGUUCUUAAUAUACGUUAUCCGAAUAUCCACAAAAAAUCUAUCAAAAAUAAGAACUCCCAGCCUCCAUUGAAAGAUCAGUCUUCACUGCCCAUGGACAAACAUGACAACGAACCGACCUCUUACCGAGAUCAGGAGAAAAACGCCGCAGAUGUCUUGAAGCGCGAGAGUAGAUCGUUGACGACCGAGGGAAAGACGAUCGAUGCUUCUACUAAAUUGGUGUGCGAAUUCAAAGAAACUAUACAUCACUCAUUAGAAAUGGAUCUAUACGUUUUCGGAGUGCUAUCAUUUGAUUGGUUUUCUUCUCAGGACUAUACUGUUGGAGGAAGAUCUUUAAAUGACUUUCAGCUUACACUGGAAGAUCAGUUUUUCUCAUUGCCUGUGGAAGAGAGCGACUCUGAAGAUGACGAAAUAACCAUCAAAGACUUCAUGGAUAGUGUUAAAUUAACUAAACGUCGAAUCGAAAACUUAAAGAUAUCCGAGGAAACUACAAUGGACACUGAUAACGAAUCCUCUCAAAAAUUACAAAAUGUCAAGGGACACAUACAUGUCAAAAGAUCUAACGUUGAUUCAAACAAAAAAUACUUGAACUUCCUUCGAGUAAAAUAUGAAUUGACAAUAUAUCGGUGGAUUUCUAAUAUAAUAAUUUACAAUACCAUUAGCAAAAUGUCUCUCGGUGACAUCUUUCCACAUCUACGAGAAUGUCAACCUAUGUUUCCCGUAAAAAAGACUAACGAGCAACUAAAAGAAUUUGAGGAAAUAAGUGAUGAAAUCAUUGAUCUCAUCCAAUUGCUCCAGACAACUGCCUCCAAAAUUUGAAGACACUUAUACAACACAUAUUGGCGAUAAAAAUAAUAUAUUCUUUAAACAGUUUAAACAUAAUGAUUUCUCAAA